GAUCCCCGGUCUUUCGUGAUCCUCAGAAUGAAACUGCCCUCUUCUUUCAGCCGCAGCCGGUGUACUGUGCAGUGUGCACUGCCAUGCUCUUAGGAAUAGUGGUUCCGAUAAGCCAGUCAGCUCAUAGCCGCGGACAAGUCCGCAUCAGGCCAGCAAUAUUCGCGAUAUUAAUCUAUCGUGCAGCCCAGUCGACGUGGCGAAACCGAAACCCCGGCUGGGCCCUCGGUCGAAGAAGCCCCUCCAAUCCCUAUCCUUGCUUUGGCGGCCAAGCAGCUCGGUCACGAAUGUGAUGGCCCAGCCGUGGCUUGCAUCGUUCAUCGGAGAAACUGGGUGGUCAAUAUAAGGACGAGUAGUUUUGGGGCGGUUACCUCUCGACCUCACCCUCCUUCCGUUCCACUGUCUUUCUGCUGCAGUGUCUGGUGCAUCAUGUACGCUCUUCCUGCCACCGACUUUGGGUUCAUCCAGGAUCGAUUGAGCCUGCUGGACACCAUCCUCUAUGGCGUCGUAGCUCUCGGGUUCUGGCGUCUGUGGCGCUUCACCGUCCGUCCGCUGCUCAGCCCCAACUCGCCGCGUGAGAUUCCUUACUGGUUUCCCUUCGUUGGCCAUGCCAUCCCGAUGCUAAGGAAUCCCCAUGCUCUGCUAUCGUCUGCCGUCACGUACUGCCAAGGCAGCGGCGAGCCGGUCGCCAUCAACGUCUUCGGGCAGAAGAUCUACUACAUCCUCUCGGAGCAGGAUGCGACUGCGGUGCUCAGGGAGCCCCCGCAGCUCACGCACGUGGAGCACCUGAAGAACCUCCUCCGGGGGCUGGGCUGCUCUGAACGGGGCAUCUCGGAGAUGGACCACGAGUCGGAAGCCAAAGCCCAGGCCCCGCCAUUAGUCCUGGUCGCAGAGGAGCUCAUGCGCAAGCAGCUCCUCGAGAAGUCCUUAAGCCCGGCCAUUCUCUCGCGCUCGCUGGAAGUGCUCGAGUCGCACAUCCGAUGGGAGGCCCUGGAGGCGCCGACCCUGCUCCACCCCGCGGAGGAUGGCCAGCGCCGCACCGUCUCGCUUUACAAGUGGGCGCAGACGGCGAUCAUCCACGCGGUCACGACCGCCUACUUUGGCGCCGCCAUCUGGGACCUCUCCCCGUCCCUGGUCGAGGAUCUGGUGUGUCUGGAGAACGAGCUGUGGAAGCUGCUGUUCAACCUCCCCCGGCCGUGCGGGAGGGCGGUGCGUCUCGCGCGAACCCGCGUGCUGCGCUGUCUGGUCGACUACAUGCGGCUGCCCGCCGCGAGCCAGGAGGACCAAUCCUGGGCAGUGCGUCAGUCCCUCACGGAGAUGCGGCGGCGCGGGCUGAGCGAGGCCGAUAUGGCCGCGUAUUUGUUGAUGGUGCUUUGGGGAGCCAACGCCAACGUCUUCAAACUCCCCUUCUGGAUCCUCGCGCACAUCAGCACCCACCCACCCACCCUGCACGCCGUCACCGCCGCAGUCGACACCCUCAUCUCCCAGAGCACGGCGGCCGGCGAACCCCUCUCCGCCCUCGCAGUACGCCUCGAGCAGAACCCCCUCCUCUCCGCCCUGUACAAUGAAGCUCAGCGCCUCACGAUGAACUCCAGCUCGGCGCGCAGCGUCGCGCAGGCGGUGACCAUCAACGACCGGGUCUAUGCCGCGGGGGCGCACCUGCUCGUGCCCUACCGCCAGCUGGCCAUGGGACACCCGAUUCUGGGCCGCGAGUGGGACCGCUUCGACCCGGACCGGUUCCUCGCCCACCCGGCCCUGGCGCAGAGCAAGAGUUUCAUCCCGUUUGGCGCGGGCAAGCAUAAAUGCGUCGGCCGGUAUCUGAGCAAGCGCUUGUCGCUGACGUUUGCGGCGCUGGUGGUGCGGCGGUUCCGCGUGGAGGCGGUGCUGGAUGGGGUUCCGCAGGUAGGGUUUACUCCCGUCUCCUCGGGGCCGGGGGGGCCGGUUCGGGGUGGAGAUGUACGGUUGGUGGUGGGAAAACGCGAUGACGUUGGGCUGUAGGACUAUCUAUCGCUGUGGUGUUGUGGUGACUGUGGUGUGUGUGGUCGAUAUUUGCAUGGCACUAUACUGUAACUACUAAGAAGUAUUCCGUAUAGACUGGACAUACUUCCGGUGGCACCGUCGAAUCACCAGCGGAUUUCGCCUGGAGAUGG
Messenger RNA from Aspergillus saccharolyticus JOP 1030-1, 2147 nucleotides. RefSeq names its product cytochrome P450. Lineage: Eukaryota; Fungi; Ascomycota; Eurotiomycetes; Eurotiales; Aspergillaceae. Gene Ontology annotation, molecular function: steroid hydroxylase activity; oxidoreductase activity, acting on paired donors, with incorporation or reduction of molecular oxygen; iron ion binding. The transcript has 5 exons. Bases 427 to 1995 code for a protein of 522 amino acids. The record is from RefSeq and is a predicted model, not a curated record.